Messenger RNA from Nyctereutes procyonoides (raccoon dog), 15674 nucleotides. RefSeq names its product sulfatase 1 (gene SULF1). The record is from RefSeq and is a predicted model, not a curated record. Gene Ontology annotation, cellular component: cell surface; Golgi apparatus; plasma membrane. The transcript is spliced from 21 exons. Gene Ontology annotation, molecular function: calcium ion binding; glycosaminoglycan binding; N-acetylglucosamine-6-sulfatase activity. Bases 476 to 3841 code for a protein of 1121 amino acids. NCBI's taxonomy places the organism in Eukaryota, Metazoa, Chordata, Mammalia, Carnivora, Canidae.
UUGGGGCCGCUGUCCGGCGGCGCAGAGCGGACCCCCAGCCCAGGCGCGCAGGCCCCGGGGGCGGCGGCGCGGGUCAGAGGCCGGGCCUCCCUGCCUCCCCGCGCCUCGGAGGUCAGGGCGGCGGGGGAACGAUGCCCCUCGGCCUCCGGGGGAGGAAGGAAGCCGCGCUGCCACCUUAUCUCCGCUCCUGCGCACGCUGCCAGUUCCCAGGGCUGGCUCUCUAGAGGGGACCUUGAAGGCGGCGCCUGUGCUGACGGCCACCCACCACCGUCUGAAGAAGGCGAUUUUGGCAGAUGACAUGCAGGUUCUCCAAGACAGAGUAAUUGCAGAAAAUCUUCAAAGGACCCCAUCUGCAGAUGUUCUGAACACCUCUGGGUACAGGAAUUGAUCAUUCAACCAGGAUACCUAAUUCAAGACCUGCAGAAACCAGGAGGCUGAGACGUCUUGUUGGUUUUGUGACCUUGGACCCAACACAAUGAAGUAUUCUUGCUGUGCUCUGGUUUUGGCUGUCCUGGCCACAGAACUGCUGGGGGGCCACUGUUCCACUGUCAGAUCCCAGAGGUUCAGAGGACGGAUACAGCAGGAACGAAAAAACAUCCGACCCAACAUUAUUCUUGUGCUCACCGAUGAUCAGGACGUGGAGCUGGGGUCCCUGCAAGUCAUGAACAAAACAAGAAAGAUUAUGGAGCACGGGGGGGCCACCUUCACCAACGCUUUUGUGACUACCCCCAUGUGCUGCCCCUCCCGGUCCUCCAUGCUCACCGGAAAAUAUGUGCACAACCACAAUGUCUACACCAACAAUGAGAACUGCUCUUCCCCUUCAUGGCAGGCGAUGCACGAACCUCGGACUUUUGCUGUAUAUCUUAACAACACUGGCUACAGAACAGCCUUUUUUGGAAAAUACCUCAAUGAAUAUAAUGGCAGCUACAUCCCUCCUGGGUGGCGAGAAUGGCUUGGAUUAAUCAAGAAUUCUCGUUUCUAUAAUUACACUGUUUGUCGCAAUGGCAUCAAAGAAAAGCAUGGAUUUGAUUAUGCAAAGGACUACUUCACAGACUUAAUCACUAACGAGAGCAUUAAUUACUUCAAAAUGUCUAAGAGAAUGUAUCCCCAUAGGCCCAUUAUGAUGGUGAUCAGCCACGCUGCGCCCCACGGCCCCGAGGACUCGGCCCCACAGUUUUCAAAACUGUACCCCAAUGCCUCCCAACACAUAACCCCUAGUUAUAACUAUGCACCAAACAUGGACAAGCACUGGAUUAUGCAGUACACGGGACCCAUGCUGCCCAUCCACAUGGAAUUUACAAACGUUCUACAUCGCAAAAGGCUUCAGACUUUGAUGUCAGUGGACGAUUCUGUGGAAAGGCUGUACAAUAUGCUCGUGGAGACAGGGGAGCUGGACAACACUUACAUCAUUUACACCGCCGACCAUGGCUACCAUAUUGGGCAGUUUGGACUGGUCAAGGGGAAAUCCAUGCCAUAUGACUUUGACAUCCGUGUGCCCUUCUUUAUUCGUGGGCCAAGUGUAGAACCAGGAUCAAUAGUCCCACAGAUCGUUCUCAACAUCGACCUGGCCCCUACAAUCCUGGAUAUCGCUGGCCUCGACACACCUCCCGAUGUAGAUGGCAAGUCGGUCCUCAAACUUCUGGAUCUGGAAAAGCCAGGUAACAGGUUUCGAACAAACAAGAAAGCCAGAAUUUGGCGUGAUACAUUCCUCGUGGAAAGAGGGAAGUUUUUACGUAAGAAAGAAGAAUCCAGCAAGAAUAUCCAACAGUCCAAUCACUUGCCCAAAUAUGAGAGGGUCAAAGAAUUGUGCCAGCAGGCCAGGUACCAGACAGCCUGUGAGCAGCCUGGGCAGAAGUGGCAGUGCAUUGAGGACACGUCUGGCAAGCUUCGGAUUCACAAGUGUAAGGGAUCCAGCGACCUGCUCACAGUCCGCCCGAGCGCCCGGAACCUCUACCCCCGCGGCUUCCACGACAAGGACAAGGACAAGGACUGCAGUUGCGGGGAGCCUGGCUAUCGUGCCGGCAGGGGCCAGAGGAAGGGUCAGAGACAGUUCCUGCGAAACCAGGGGACUCCCAAGUACAAGCCCAGAUUUGUCCAUACUCGGCAAACACGUUCCUUGUCAGUCGAAUUCGAAGGUGAAAUAUAUGACAUAAAUCUGGAAGAAGAAGAAUUGCAAGUGUUGCGACCGAGAAACAUCGUCAAGCGCCAUGAUGAAGGCCACAGGGGGCCCGGAGGUCACCAGGCUCCCGGCGACGGGGACGCGAUGCUGGCCGACAGAGACAACGCCCUGGGCUUGCCCACCACCGUCAGAGUGACGCACAAGUGCUUUAUUCUUCCGAAUGAUACCAUCCAUUGUGAGAGAGAACUGUAUCAAUCAGCGAGAGCCUGGAAGGACCACAAGGCGUACAUUGAUAAAGAGAUUGAAGCUUUGCAAGACAAAAUUAAGAAUUUAAGAGAAGUGAGAGGACACCUAAAGAGGAGAAAGCCGGAGGAGUGUGCCUGUAGUAAACAGAGCUAUUAUAAUAAAGAGAAAGGUGUAAAAAAGCAAGAGAAGGUGAAGAGCCAUCUCCACCCAUUCAAGGAAGCUGCUCAAGAAGUAGACAGCAAACUGCAGCUUUUCAAGGAGAACCGUAGGAGGAAGAAGGAGAGGAAGGAAAAGAAACGCCAGAGGAAGGGGGAGGAAUGUAGCCUCCCUGGCCUCACCUGCUUCACACACGACAACAACCACUGGCAGACGGCCCCAUUCUGGAACUUGGGCUCUUUCUGUGCUUGCACGAGUUCUAACAACAAUACCUACUGGUGUUUGCGGACAGUUAAUGAGACGCAUAAUUUUCUUUUCUGUGAGUUCGCCACUGGCUUUUUGGAGUAUUUUGAUAUGAAUACAGAUCCUUAUCAGCUCACAAACGCAGUGCACACGGUGGAACGGGGCAUUUUGAAUCAGCUGCACGUUCAACUCAUGGAGCUCAGAAGCUGUCAGGGGUACAAGCAGUGCAACCCAAGACCUAAGGGCCUUGAAGUUGAGGACAGUUAUGGGAUGGAUGGGAAGGUUAAUCUGCCCAGCCACACCACAGAUGUCAACUGGCAAGGUCUAGAGGAUUUAUACAGUGUGAAUGCAAGUGUCUAUGAGUACAGACAAAACUAUACACUUAGUCUGGUUGACUGGACUAAUUACUUGAAGGAUGUAGAUAGAGUAUUUGCACUGCUGAACAGCCGCCACGAGCAAAAUAAAACAAAUAAGACUAAAAAUGCUCAGAGUGAUGGGUUCCUGGCUGGAUCUGCUGAGCUCUCUGUGCCAGCAGAGACGGCCUCCGCUGAGUCAGAUGAAGACCCGAGUCGUCUGGUUGGGGAAGCGCCUCAUUUGACCUUGCCAGCUGACCUUCGAACCCUGCAUUUGAACCAACCAACAUUCAGUCCAGAGACGAAACUUGAAUGGAAUAACGACAUUCCAGAAGUUAGUCGUUUGAAUUCUGAACACUGGAGAAAUCAUAAAACUGAAAAAUGGCUGGAGCACGAAGAGAGAAAUCAUCUUGAAACCGAUUUCAGUGGCAAUGGCCUCACAGAGCUGGUGCUCAAGCCCAGGCCCCGGCUGCAGCCCAGUAGCAGGCAGCAGAAAGAACUUCCCCAGCGUGGUGGUCCAGGACAAGAUAUUUUUGAAGAUCAGCUGCACCUUCCUGUGCAUUCUGACGUUGAUUCUGUUCAUCAGACGAUCAAUACGGCGGCCGUGGAGCAGCCUCCCAACUCCAGCAGCGAGAAAAGGAUGUUGAACAAGGUGAAGAACCACAAGACGGGGAGCUUACAGAGUCUGGAAGGCAGUGCCUCCUUUCCACUCUCCUCUGACUAGCUGAAAUUGUUACCUUACCCUAAACAUAGUAUUUUUUUAACUUUUUAUUAGUAAACUAAUACAGGCAAUCACAACAGCCCACACUCCAAGCUACCGUAGGUACACAGGUGCAGAAGUUAGCACGCGCGUGAGCAGUAGGCACACAGGGACUCGGGGUUGUUAAUUAACUAUUUGUCAAGAAUAGAAAGGAAAGUUGAUCUGUGUGUGCUUGUUUGGGGGAGACUAAAACAGUAUUAUCUUUCGAAAGUUAUAGGGAUAUGCCUAUACAAAUACUAUCCAGUCAAGAUGGCUAGGAUUGUACUAAGUUUCUAAAACUUGACGUCCUCCAUGAGUCUUUCGACACACUUUCCACUGCCUGCAUAAUGUGGUUUUGAUUCCUUUUUUAACCACUGGGAUUUUCAGUGCCAUCAUGUCCAAUGAUUUUGCAUUUUGAGAUCAGAAUGCCAUGUCUGUUUGGUUAGUCUUUUUUUUUUCUCUUCCCAUAGGCUUUUCAUAGUCUCACUGCUUGCUCUCAGUGUGACCACGGAAAGUAGACCCCCAGAAUGGCACACAGUAUGGAUCACAUAUUGUUCAGCAUAUGCUUUUGCCAGAAAAUAUUGCAUGCGUUUUCCUCGACUUGCUAAAAUUGAUUAGCAGAAAGGCAUGGCUAACGAUGUUGGCAGUAAAAAUAAAUAAAUCAGCAUAACAAAGAUUGCCUGCUCUCUCUGUGCCUAGCCUCAGUGUUCAUGAUUUGCUUCAGAUUACUAAAUUUUAUUAUUUUAUUAGCAGGAUAAAAGGACUGAAGACUUUUUUUUUCAUCUUUGUUUUCUUCACCUGGCUAAUAAGGUCAAGUGCUGAGAAAAUAUGCUUAGUUUUGAAUUUAUAUAAGAAAUAUUUUUCAAUUAAACAAACUCAUGAAUGUUUCAUAUUUUAAACACACCAUAUGUGUUAUAUGAUUAAUUUUAAGGCCUUCACCACGUUCUGGGGUUUUUUUUUUAAAAGGCAUAAUUCAAGACUGCUUUUGAAAUUCUGUAUUCUUGAAAAUAUUCUUGUUAUGUAUUAGAUUUUUAAAUACCAGCAAAAGGAUUACCUCAUGGAGAGUUAUCAGUACCCUAGCCAACUUCCCAAGAAGGUUUUUUUUUUAGCUUAACCGUGAUUUUAUUUUUAGAUCAUUCAAAUGCAUAGGUAAAUUAUGUUUUCUUUAAGUGUUUAAGGUAAACUCUUUUUAAAGAAAGUUUAAUGUUAUAGGUGAAUCUUUGAUAACUUUAAGUCUUUAUCAUAGACUCUGUACAUAUGUUAAAAUUAACUAGCUCUUUAUCAGAUGUGUGUGUCACCAGCUGAAUGACAGAAGAAACAUAUUUAUGGUCAUGAAUGAUGUGCUUUGUAAAAAGGUUUCAAGUUAUUAGGAAGCAUACUGUGUUUUUUAAUCUUGUGUAAUAUUCUGUGAUACUUUUAUAGAACAAUUCUGGCUUCGGGAAAGUCUAGAAGCAAAUAUUUCUUGAAAUAAAAGGUGUUUAAACUUUACCUGUUUCAGAGAAAUGAGCUUACCAAGUUUUUGUGCUAUACACCCAUUCUUUGCAAGUAAAAUUGAGCCCUGAUCUCAAUUGACAUGAAGGAAUAUUAGCCACAUUUGUAAAAUCACCCCAAAGUCAUUGUGUUACAGAACGCGCUCAGAUUAAUGAUUUCAUUGUGGAUUUGCCUCCUUGCUUCAGGUAGGAUGUGGCAAAGGCAGCACAAGAGUGGCUUCCCCGCUAUGUCACCUGGGCAGUUGCACAGAGCCAGUGCUUGGUUUAAUCCUCUACUGUCGCCAUCCUGACAUCUUUAAUGACUUUUGAACAAGAAAUCCCACCUUUCCUCAUUUUCACCAGCCCAACAAAUUAUAUAGCUGACUCUGGGCAGCACAAAUAAGAGUUUUUCAAAAGGAAGAGGACAGGUCCACUGAAGGAAGUUUCAGUUCACUGGGGACAGAACCGUAGACUUUGCUUGAGCAAAGACCUAACCAUCCUCCAGUCAGUUUCUCCUGACUGACAAAUGCCAUAUACUUCCCUUGGCUCCAGAUUUCCUGAAGAGCUUUCUCUUCUUCAAGUAGAGGGGCUGACAAUCUCUGAAAUGUCCAGAGCCCAAAAGGAUAAUAGUAAAGGGGGAAGAAACAAAAGCAAAGGACUUUUUGAGAUCUGCUAACCCGGCCCUGGGAUAAUUUAGGAAACCAUCCAUGAGUUUGCAAGGGCCACCGUAACAAAAUUCCACAGGCUGAGUGGCUUCAACAACAGACAUUUACCUUCUCCCUGUUCUGGAGGCUGGAAGUCCAAGACCAAGAGGCUUUGAUUUCUUCUGAGGCCGCUCUUCUUGGCUUUCGGGUGGCCACCUUCUCUGCGCAUUUUCAUCCCUGGCAUGUCUUCAUAAGAAGACGGUCAUAUCAAAUUAGGGCCCACUUUAUGACAUCAUUUAACUUUAAUUACCUCUUUAAAGGCCCUCUCUCCAAAUACAGUCACACUAGGGUUUAGGGCUUCAAUAUCUGACUUUUGAGGGGACAUAAUUCAGGCUGUAACACCACAGUUUAAUCGAGAGAAGAGUUUGAGAUACUGCUGUUGACCAAAGGCACAUCUUUUUGCCUCCCUUCUUGUUCCUCUCCUACAAAAUGGGAGUAGGUCAAAUGUUGCUAUCCUGGAGAAAAUCCUAUUUUAAGUACAAUUCAGUAACUACUUAUAGAGUACCUACUAUGUGCAAAGGGCACGAACAAGACUUUCAGUUGCUGAAGAGUGCUUAGAAACUGGCUAGCCAAUGGACUGUGUUCGAUCUCUGAGGAGAUGAUGCCCAGAGAGCUCAGCUGAUUGCCCAACUGCCCACUUCCCACAAACUUACCAGAGGCAGGGCCAGCCCCUCUCCAUUUUCUCCACUUACACACACACACACACACCUACACACACAGACCAGGUCAGGGAAGGGAGAGGCCAUAGUGAAACCCCAUGUGGUAAAGAGUAGUGGAAAGAACAAUGGACACAAAUUCUAAAUUUUACUAUCUGUAUAAAGUGGGGAAAGUCACAAAACCUCUUCUUGACUGUAAAAUUAGAGGUGUAAAUCAAGGGGGACAAAUACAACACAUAAGUGCUUUCUUUUUCUAAAAUGUGCCUAGGGGAGACAUGGCUAAUGCAUGAGGACACUCCAUGAAGCCAGAGCACCUGCACCCUUAGAUUCCUUCUCAGUACACCCAGCUACACUGUUGAGUUGGUUUUGGAGUGUGAGACAUAAACCUACUUGCCAUGGGCACAUGGGUAGCUCAGAUGGUUGAGUGUCUGCCUUCAGCUCAGGUCAUGAUCCCGGGGGCCCUGAGAUUGAGUCCCGCAUUGGGCUCCCCACUCAUCAGGGGAUCCUGCUUCUCCCUGUCUCUGCCUCUCCCUCAGCUCAUGCGCUCUCUCUCAAAUAAAUAAAAGUCUUAAAAUAAAAAAAAAAAAACCCUACUUGCCAUAUCCAAACUAAAUAAUAUCUGAGGCUCCUCCCAACCUUCUUUAAAAAAAUAAAAUAACCCUAUCUGCAGGGUUUUUGGUUAAGAGAGAAAGAAUGAAUACGUAACACUCUCAUCCCAUGGCAAAUGUACCUAAACAUGUUGCCCUUCUAAAAAAAGAUUUUUAGGGACACCUGGGUGGCUCACUUGUUGAGUGUCUGCCUUUGGUCCAGGGCGUGAUCCCGGAGUUUAGGGAUCGAGUCCCACUUCAGGCUCCCUGUGGGGAGCCUGCUUCUCCCUCUGCCUGUGUCUCCGCCUCUUUCUGUGUCUCUCAUGAAUAAAUAAAUCUUUAAAAAAAUAAAACAAUAAAAAAAUAUUUUUAAAUGCCUAUUGUUCAGAACUUGCUUUAGAGCUAAGAUGAUCUCCAUUAUAAGAAGGUCCUCAAUUCAUCAAGUUAACCCAAUUCUGCUUGAUAUUUUCAAAUCUAUUCCCUUGGUAUUUCCAAAAUUUAUUUGGAAAAUAUUUUCAAAAUUCAUUUUAAUAGAAAACAAAAGAUCUUAGAGCAACUAAUAACCUCAGCGUGGUCCACCUCCCUGUUCAUUUAAGCCCUCAUGACCUCUUCUAGAAGUUGCUGGGAAAGCUGUAAUAGCACCCGAAGCCUCUCCCCUUCCAGCUCCAACUCUACUAGAGCCCACACUUGCUGUCUUUCAUCACACAGCUCACCUCAGCCUCCCGCUCAGAUAUCUUCGGUGAUUUUUAACACCACGCUGCUCACCAGAAGCUCCAGCCUUCCAUUCAUCCAUCUGGUCCUCUCCAUCUCCUGUCCCCACCAGCUCCUGCUGGAUUAGCGCCACCCUCCCAGGUCUGAAGUCCCCACCUCCAACAGUAAAGGGCUCAUCUGCCCUUCAAUUCCCAUAUUUUGUUUUCCCUUUUGCCUUAUCAAACUUCACCUUCUCUUGCCACAUAUACUUCCCUCAACUCCCACCCCCUGGACACAGUAUCUCUACCAUUUUUAUUUUACUUUCCCGCAAGUAAGAAAACACUGAUGUUAUACCUGGUCUGAGGCCAGUGGAGUGAAAAUGACCGGCCGCGUUCAUCACCUUGCCAUUUGCCCCCAUUUCUGACCAAGAAACCUACCUAAUGCAACUAUUGUUCAUACACUCACCUUCCUCUGAGUUGUGUCGUUGAUGCUGAGGACUUUGCCAGCACAGUACCUGGGGCCUCAUAGCGAGCUCACUACUGUAUAAAGUAAGCAGAGACAGUGACUUUCAAAAAAGCAGAUAUUUCCUGUUGACAUGAGGGAGCCCCUGCUCCCAGAUAUCAGGGAAAGUACUGCGGAGUGUUUGUGGACAAAGGGAGCUAUGGAUGGUGAGGUCUUUUCUGCUAGCAAAUACAAGCGGUGGGCAAAGUAAUCUACCCUCUGUUCUGAAUUCCUGGCCCUACACAGGUGUGCCUCCCCACACUCAGAAUUCAGAACCUGUGUCUUCAACCCCCAGUCCUCUUCCCCGUUCCCCUAUCUCCCUCCAGUCCCAACGGCACAGGUGACCCAGAGCCAGAGUGGGACCGAUCCGACUAUUAAUGGGUUUCAAUGGAAGAGGAGGUGUCGUUGCCACCCUAAUAUGAAUCUGGCCACAUAAAAGCCCCAUGCAGCUCAAGCCCAGGAAAGAAAAGGGAUGAGAGAUCAGUAAAGCAUGUGAUUUCCACGGUGACCAUUAGGUGUCACUCUAUUGCAACUAAUGACAUCCCUACCUCCAGCCAGGAACCACCCCUGGCAAAGCGGCCACUUCAUUGAUUUCGGAAGUAGCAGCACUACCAUUUCGACAAGAACACAUCUAGAGCAACUUGAUCCAUGCAGGCUUGCUCUCUCUUUGGUACCUCGGAUCUUAGCCAUUCCAGAAGACCAAGGGAGGGUUUUAGCUUUCUACUGAUGUAUAUUGGUAUUAUGAGUUGGAACUGCAUCAAACUUUGACGUUUAAAUACAAAAGUGAGCACCAAAUAUCGAUCUCCUGGUUUUCCAAUGACUUUGUGCAAUUAAAGAGGAUUCUCGGCGCUCCCCACCCCCAGAACUGGAUGCUUUUUAACAGCUCUUAAAAACAGCCCUUUGCUGCGAUUGUACCAAGUCUGGGGCUAAUGCAAGGAAGAUGAGCAGUCACAUUCAUAACCUUUCCUCUCUCCUCGUUUCUUAAAAAGCAAUUCUCUUGUGCGUCUAUUUCAAAAAGCCCAAUAUCCAGAAUGAUUCUCCUCUCCCUCAAACGUGUAGGGUAUCCAAGAGAUUCAAGAGAAAUCUCUAAGUUGUCUAAAUUACACACACAGAUGAGGAGAAGGUAGACUGGGGAAGAGGGUACUAUUUGCCCUUUGUAUAAAUGGCUCCCACAACGAAUGCACGAAGCCAUGGAGGAAACUAAGCAUUUAUCCAGCACAGAUGUGUGCACACACCACCCGCCCUCCCCUGCCCCAGUAACUACUCCUGUAUCUUGGGCCACUGUGACCCUUUAGUUUAGCUGUGCAGGAGGGGUGGCUGAGUGAGAAAUGGAAAUCAAUUGCCCUGCUUUACACCUAUGGAGUGCUCAAGGCAAGGUUCUAAAAAUAACCACUUUGUGCUCUAGUCCAUGAGUCAUGCUGUUAUUUCCGUAGCUCUCUGCCUCCCUCCGCCUCUCACCCAAAAGUUUUGGAUGCCUUAGAAAACUCUGCUAUCCAUCAGAAGAGAUCUCAGAGACAAACUAGUUUCAAUCGAACACACUUUAUUCUUUUUUUUUCUUAAUUUUCAAUGAUCAAGUAUUCAAGAUGUUGUAAACCAAGGUUUAUUAGUACAUUGGCGAUAGAUUUCAUCAAACACAAGGAAAUUAUACAUCUUUUAAAUUACCCUAAGAGUUUUCCAAAUAAAUAUUCAUUGUAAAAAUCACAAAAUCAAACUCCUUUAUGCAACAACUCAAAACGGCCUUUCAUUACCGACACACUUUCACACAAACACACACACACCGAACACACACUCCACCAGGAUCCUAAUGCCAGUUUGACACAGUAUUACAUCUCCUUUAACUAAAGAGUUAGAGGCUGACCUGCCUAUUUCGUGCUUCUAAAUUAACAUUUGGGGUUUGGGGCAGAGGUAUGUAUUUCAAGAAAAAUGCCCACUAUAAAGUCUUAUCAAUUAUUCUUCUUUUUCAUUUCUAGAUACAAAAUUUAAACACCUUUUGUUCAUCCCUUUGGUUUAAUACGUCCCUGCAAUUACUUUAGUUUUGGAUAUUUUCUCCUCUGAUUUUAAUAUGUAAUAGAAUACCAGAAAAAGACAACACCUCCCAAACCCCAAUUAUUAAAAACACCUUAUAAGGGUGUCAGGUUUUUGGAGAAGAAAUAAGAAAAGAUUAUGUGAAAUAUCCCCUCCCCCCUUGAAAUUAUUUUUAGCAUCUGAUUAUUCUUGCUAAAAGAAAUAUCAAAAACGCUGAGCUUUCCAUAGAAAAGGUAUGCCCCCUUAGGGUCUUCAUCUUUGCAGCGGAAAGUUCAUGGAUUAACUGGUCACAAGAGUAAUGAGUGCUUGUUUUCUGGGAAGUUCUCUAGAUCUCCAAAAGCAAAGCACAUGCAGUCCUUUAUCAGUGAAACACUGUAAAUUCAGUGGCGCAUUUUUGUGGUGACAUGCAUCAUCAAAUACUUUUAGCACCGAGGCAUUUUUUUGUUUUAUGUUGCACAAGCAAAUACCCAAGGAGGGUUUUCAUCAUAUUUGACCCUUCUUAGGGCUGAGUAAAAAUGAAGUGUUUAAAAUAACCUGUUCAAACAUACACAGAUCUGAUUCCAACGUAGCAAGAAGUCUGCAACAGACACAGCCAGCAGCAUCCGGGAAGAUGAGGAAAAGAGAGAAAACAAAAAAGAUAAAGUGCACAGGCUACAACCUUCGCCUGCCAGCCAUGGCAUGCUCUUCCAUAUCAGGAAAGAGGAACUACAAAUAACGUGUAGAGGCUACCUAGUGGUCUGUAGAACAGAAUUAGCAAACCUGUAGUCUAGCCAAUUCUGGGAUCAUACAGUGUUUUGGUAUCUAUCUGCUACUAGAUACUCUAGAAUACUCCAUAUGCACCUAUUUAGCGAUGGUUAUACUCAUGUUUCUGUGCCAUUUAAGAUGUUUGAAGUCCACACACAUUAAAAGUAUAAUUGGUUACCCCCUGGACUUGGGCUUUCCUACUGCUCCUGGGCACACUGGAGAAUUUCCACAAAUGCUUCAGGUCCAUUCAAAUACUACACAGCUGCUCUUUGGUUGAUGCAAAACAGUCCCCAAAAAGAAACUUUCUGGCUCCCAAGUCCACCAAAGAAUGCAAACAGGAAUUGCAGACUGAGGAAGAAUUUUCCUGGUAGUUGGUGAAAAUGCAAGACUGUCACUACUUCCUCCUCCUCUGAUGGCUGCACUUCCAAGCGCAGGCUCCCAGUUUGUGACCGCAGCUACUGACGGUAACAAUCCAGCCAGUUGUUUGGUGUGGAGCAUGUAACAUUUUGUAUGUGUUCAUUUAACAUGUAACACUUUGUAUAUGUUCAUUUCAAACUUUUAUUAGGAAACUUUAAACCCAUAGUCACUAAAAAUUAAUGGAAAUGUUAACAUUCUGAAAGAGGCAGAAAAGAAAAAGAAAGAACACACUUAAAAUCCCCAAAGCUCAGAUUCAAUAAAUCUGAACCACAUUUCCUCAUGAUUCAUUUCAGAAAUUCUGAGACUCAAUGCUAACAUCAAAAUUGAUUUGUUCUAUAUUAAAUAUAAACUAUAAAUAAAUACUUGAGGUAUGUUAUGAUAAUUUUGAAUAUAACACUUAGCUAAAUAAAUGUAAAUUUACCUUGAAAAUCUAAACAUUAAAUUUUGAUGCUUCCUACGGAUUUUUUUCUAUUGUACACAAAGGAAUAAUAACUUCUCUACUCUUCAGGAACAGUAACACAUCAACAAAUGAAAUGCUAUACCUUACUAAAUUAUAAUCACACUUGUCUUUGUUAACCUAAACCAUUAUAGGGAUUUAUAUAGAGUAAGAAACGAGUGAUGGAGAUAGAAACCUGAACCCUGAUUUGGCCACUCUGCAUAAUCCUAAACAAAUCUCUUUACCUCUGUGAGCCUCAGUUUUCAUGAUCUCUUAAAAAAAAAAAACAAUAAAAAUAGUUAUCUUGCAGGUUAUUAACAGUAUUAAAAUAAAUGAUGUAUAUUAAGUACUUGACAAAAUUCUGAAUCAACACUCCACAAGAGCUAAUUUAUUUCUUCUCUGCUCCUCUUUAUUCCCCCCCCCACCUCAGUUCUGAAUGACUUCUGAAUGUUUUCAAGAAUUAAAUAUCCCUGCAAAGGAUAAGGAUCUCAUACUAAUGAAGAUAACAAAAAAUGUGCUCCAACCACCCACCUCUCCCUGGGGAGUUUCUAAAUUAAUAGGCUAGACUCGUGGAUAUUAUAUUUGCAUAUUAAAGCAAAAUAAUACAUUAAUCUACAGAGUUGAUAAAAAAAAAAACAAGGUGACCUUUUCCCAAAACAAUUAGAAGCCUAAGUUCAUAGAAAGUGGGAAUUAAACUUAUAAUAGGGGCUGUGACAAUAAAGUAACAAACACAGAAGAACCUCAUAUCUACAGUUAAAUGGUGCCAUUUGUCAAAUAGUUACUUUAGUUGACUAUGUAAUAUUCCAAGGAUGCUAAGAGGACCCGAAGCAUUUUGGGGACAAUUCUUAAUUGGUACAUAUUCUAAAACCUCAGUCUUCUGUGAUUUUAACUACUUAUUCUACAUUAACCAACAACACAUUAAUGAUACACCUGCUAUUUAUAAGUAUCACAUACUUGAGGAAGUACAAUAUUAAUAUUGUGGUGUACAAUUCAGGCCAAUUUCUUGGAAUUCUGGCCAGUCAACCUAAAGAAUCUCAUAGAGCAGCAGAGGGUAAUUGGUUAAAAUAGUGCCUGAUAGAGAACUGGUCAAUGGUUGCUGAACUGGAUGGAUGAGUGCUCAAGGUAGACAAAGGGGACUGUCUAAUUAUACCCAAAGAAUCAGUCACUUCCUACCCUGGAAUUCUGAGAGCAGCUCCUUUUCAAAAUAUACUACCAAGAAGAGAGAGAUUCUAAGAGUGUUGGAACAUACAAUCUUAGCUUUAAAAAAAAAAAAAAGUGCUAAUCCCAUCCAAAUUCUUUUAAUGCAGUUCCUUAGCAAUGAGGAAAGAAUUAAGAAAAUAUCACCUCUCCCCAACCUGUAUACCUUUAGCUCCAAUACAAAAGGAAACUUUCUAAAGGGUCUAAAGGAUCAAAGAUCUCCCAUAGAGAGUAAAAGGGAACCCUAAGGCACCAGAGUAGACACUAAGUUAAUCAGCAAUAUUCUCUGAAGACCUUCAAAAUAUACCACAUGGAGCCAGGCGGAACAGACACCCGGAUAAUUAAAGGCAACAGCUUACUUAUGACUCAGACAAAUGAGAAUGGUCAAAGGGAAGCCCUUGUCACCUGAGACCACUGGCUCCACCCUUUACAGACAUCAUUCAGUCUAACAGUGCUAACCCUCUCCACAAACCGCAUGCACCCAAAAGGGCCAUCUGACAAUACCGUUCUUCAGUAGAGAGGAAGGCGACCUGGUACCCACGAGCGAUCAUACAGCUCCACCAGUACCUCCAAGGAGGAAGGGCAAAGAGCCUGAAUCAUGGGACAGUUCUGUCAAUCCCUUCCCCACAUUGAAGACUGGAAGUCAGCCAAGGAAAUCAUUUCCCAGAUUAGCCCCUACACAAGCAUAGGUUCCUUGGCAGAAACCAUUCACAAUUAUAUUGGCAUUUGGACCCUAAGGUCCCUCUUAAGUCUGGGUUGCCAAGAUUCUUCUUCUGAGCAGCCAGAUCCCAUGAGUUAACCUGCUAUCAGGCCACAGAGCUGUCAGGAAGCAUCUACCUUAAGAACCACGUAGAGGGACACCUGGGUGGCUCAGCGGUUGAGCAUCUGCCUUCGGCCCAGAGCGUGAUCCUGGGGCCCAGGAUCGAGUCCCACAUCGGGCUCCCUGCAUGGAGCCUGCUUCUCCCUCUGCCUGUGUCUCUGCCUCUCUCUCUCUCUCUCUCUGUCUCAUGAAUAAAUAACUAAAAUCUAAAAAAAAAAAAAAAAAAGAAUGAAAGAGCCAUGUAGAAAGCACUCUGUGUGGUACCUAAGUCAACGUGAUGUGCUGGGAGGAACUGACAAGGAUUAUGGAUCAUGAACCAAAAGUGCCUUUAGGAACAGAAAAAUCCUCUUUCAGAAUCGCUGUGGGAAGGCUAACAGAUGUGAAAUCAUUCUAACUCCGAUAAAGUAGAAUUCAGUACAAGACAAGUUGAUUUUAAAUAAUUUUCAAUCAUGACUUAGGAUCAUACUCUCAUAGCUCACAGACCUCCCUCCUCCUGUAUGCAAAGUGAUUUCAUAUCACAGGUAUAGCUUUCCUGAUUUAAUUACUCAACUUUGGGGGGCAGCCACAGCAAUUUUCUGUACGUAAAAAAGAAAACAAUACAGAUCUGCUAGGGUUUCCAGGCAUAUAACUUAAAAUGAUCAGAUGGGACUCAAUCUUACCUCUGUGGAAUUUCUUUUUCCAGCUAUUGAGUGUCAAGUUUACAACUCUCAACUACCCUUGUGUGGGCCCAUAGAGCUAAAAGAAUUUCUGCAGCAUUUUUUCUUUGGAUGAGAAAGCCAUCAAGUUUCUCUCCUUAUGAGGCAUCUCAAAUUAAGUUCUAGUCAUAUUAUUUAACACACUGGUUUUAAAGCCCCUGGCAAAAGAAUACUGGAGUUUAUCUUCAAACUAUCAGAUUUACAAGUCAGCAGACUCCUUACCUUAUGAUGGGGCUGACAGACUAAAAGAGAAUGUGUCUUAUGAAAUAAAGUAGCUGUUCCUUUUAUCACACUAUCCAUGAUUCCUUUGAAGCAUUUAAAAAAUUCUACCUGAUUUAUGACUCUGCUAUGGCUUAAAAUGCUAUUAACAGUACUUCAGGGAAAGUUUCUUGUCCUCUUUUCAAAACGUAUCUGCUUUAGUCUCUUGAAAGAAAAAGUAACAUGCUGCACUUACAUUUUUCCCAAUCAAAAUUGCAUAGUUGAGGCAAAUUCAUUUGUGCUUUGUAGCAGAACUCACAGUAGGUGUUCAUAUCUAAAAACUUGGAUUUGUAAAUGCAAAGUCAUGGUCAAGCUCACCUCUGUUUAGAGUGUAUGCUAAUGACAUGUACCACCAUUACACUUCCUGUGAUUUUGUUAACCAGGCACCUCUCAGCCUUAUACCACACUGGAGCAUGAGCAUUAAAUUAACAUAGCGGAAAUGGUAACAAAUAUAUCUCAACUCCUCUUUCUUGGAGAGAAGUGGGGGAGAGGGGGUGAAGGCUCCCAGUCUUGUUGAGGUAUCCAGCCCUCAAUUGAUGGUGGCUGUGUAUACUGAGUUUUGUUGGUUUGAGGAUUUUGUCUUUAGAGGUUAAAAAAAGAAAGAAAGAAAGAAAAGAAG